Molecule: messenger RNA, 2317 nt
Organism: Chinchilla lanigera (long-tailed chinchilla)
Lineage: Eukaryota; Metazoa; Chordata; Mammalia; Rodentia; Chinchillidae
Product: ATP-binding cassette sub-family G member 2-like
Exons: 16
Coding region: 105-2093 (662 amino acids)
Cellular component (GO): plasma membrane
Molecular function (GO): ATP hydrolysis activity; ATP binding; ABC-type transporter activity
Source: RefSeq, a predicted model, not a curated record
GCAGCCCUUUGAAAACUCUUUUCCACCAGUGAGCGCUGCAGCCCUGAGCCCUGGCGUCCCGGGACCCGAGCCCUCGGUGCCCUGAACCUCUGCGGAGCCCGCAAAUGAAAACUCUCCAGAUGUCCUCGAGUAGUGACCAGUUUGAUAUCCCACUGUCACAAAGAAACAUGAAGGGUCUCUCAGAGAUGACCUCCAAUGAUCCGAAGUCAUGCACCCAAGGGGCUGUGUUAAGUUUUCAUAACAUCUCCUACCAAGUAAAAAUGAAGAGUGGUUUUCUAUUUGGUAAGAAAACAGUGGAGAAAGAGCUAUUAUCAAAUAUAAGUGGGAUCAUGAGACCUGGCCUCAAUGCCAUUCUGGGACCUUCAGGUGCAGGCAAAACUUUGUUAUUAGAUGUGUUAGCUGCAAGAAAGCAUCCAGAAAAAUUCUCUGGAGAUGUUUUGAUAAAUGGAGAACCUCACCCUGCCAAUUUCAAAUGUGGAUAUUCAGGUUAUGUGGCUCAAGAUGAUGUCAUGAAGGUCACACUGACGGUGAGAGAGAAUUUACACUUCUCAGCAGCUCUUCGGCUUCCUACAACCAUGACGAAUCACGAAAAACAUGAAAAGAUUAAUGAGGUCAUUGAAGAAUUAGGUCUGGAGAAAGUGGCAAAUUCCAAGGUUGGAACUGAAGCAAUCCACAGUGUGACAAGAGCAGAAAGAAGAAAGAUCAGUGUCGCCAUGGAGUUGGUCACUGAUCCUUCCAUCUUGUUCCUGGACGACCCCACAAAAGCUUUAGACUCGAGCACAGCACAUGCUCUUUUUCUACUCCUGAAAAGGCUGUCUAAACAGGGGAGAACAAUCAUCUUCUCUGUUCACCAGGCUCCGCAUUCUAUCUUCAAGAUGUUUGAUAGUCUCACCUUACUGGCUGCAGGAAAACUAAUAUUCCAUGGUCCUGCGCAGAUGGCUGUAGAGCACUUGGCAUUGGCAGGUUACAACUGGGAGCCCAACACCAACCCUGCUGUCUUCUUGCUGGAUGUCAUCAAUGGAGUCUUCACUGCUGCGGAAUCAGACAGAGAAGAGGAAGGCUGUGAAUGUGAGAAGAUGGAAGACUUUUCCAGGAGAGAUGAGUCAGUCAUAGAAAACUUAACGGAGACCUAUGCCAACUCUUCCUUCUACAGAGAUACAAAAGCUGAACUAGAUCAACUCUCAGUCGGUCAGAAGAAGAGGAGCUUAGCCUUCAAGGAGUUCACCUGUGCCACCUCCUUUUGGCACCAACUCAGAUGGAUUAGCUGGCGCUCAUUUAAAAGCUUCUUGGGUGAUCACCAGGCCUCUAUAUCUCAGAUCAUUAUCACAAUUAUAGAGGGACUGCUUAUAGGUGCUUUUUUCCUUGGGACAAAAAAUGAAUGUGUUGCCAUCCAGAAUAGAGUCUGGAUGUUCUAUCUGUUGAUAAUAUCCCAGUGCUUUAGCUACUGGACUGCAAUACAUCUCUUUCUGGAGGAGAAAAAGCUCUUUAUACACGAGUAUACGAGUGGAUACUACAGAGUGUCAUCUUAUUUCCUGGGAAAACUGUUGUGUGAUUUGGUACCCAGGAGGUUGUUGCAAAGUUUCAUCUUUACUUUCAUACUAUACAUCAUAAUAGGACUGAAACCAGCAGUGGAAGCUUUCUUCAUUAUGAUGCUUACCAUUUGGAUGGUGGUUUGUUCAGCUGAUUCUGUGGCACUGGUCUUAGCAGUAGGCCAUAGUGUAAUGCUGCCCAUAAUAUCAUUUCUCAUGACCAGCUAUUUUCGGUUUAUGUUGGGAUUUUGGUACAUGACAUUUCUUUUCAGAAUCAUUGGGUCUCGGCUCUUAUGGCUUCAGUACAUCAAUGUUCCAUACUAUGGCCUGAUGGCUUUGCAGCACAAUGAAUUUUGGGGUCAAAACUUCUGUCCAAGACUCAAUGAAACUGGAAGCAGUGACUGUCCCAACUACGUAAUAUGUACUGGUGAAGAAUUCCUAACAAGUCUGGGUGUUGAUCUCUCACCUUGGGGCUUAUGGAAGAAUCAUGUGGCUUUGGCUGUUGUAAUAAUUGUCUUCUUCAUAGUUGCCUUCUUAAAAUUAUUGUUUAAAAAACAUUUUUAAAUUCCCCUUAAAUUUACUGCAAAUUACCUUCUCAUUAGAAAGAAACAUCAUGAUGUAUUCUGUGUCCAAAUAUUUCAUUCUGUUGUCUAUUCUUUGCCAUCACACUGUUUUCCAGCAACAAUUAUUUUUAAUGGAACUAUUCACCAAAAUCAAGCAAACUGAAUUAUGUGAAUUUUGCAAAGACCUCAAACUAAAAAUUAAAGCAGUUAUAAAUCUUUAUUAAA